UUCUUCUCUCUUCUAGUUGGUUUAAGUGAAGCGUUUUAUGUCGACUUCUGGCUAGCGAUACUGGCCGAGUACCUCGCUACGUUGUUUUUAAUGUUCGCUGUCUCGGGAUCAGCUUUGAGAUGGGAAGGUGCCCCCACUAUAUUUCAGCAAGCUCUUGCAGCAGGACUUUGCACCGCCUCUUCAAUUCAGGCUUUCAGAUCUGUGAGUUUACCUCUUGUUCACGCAAAUCCAGCUGUGUCACUUGCCGCUUUCAUCACUUCAGAUGCUGGUUUGAUUCGAAUGAUUUGCUCCAUCGUCGCUCAAAUGUUUGGAGGUAGGAAAUAAGUACAAAUGUGUGUCUCGCUAAACCUCGUUAAUCUCGGGACGCAGCGUAAGCUAAAAGCCCUAUCCUGACACCGAGCAGGACUGAACUGGAUAACAACUACUACUACUACUACUGAGUACUACCAGAAUCCACUUCGAUUUUCCUUUUGAUAUUUAUCCACUUGUUGCCCUAAAUUCCCUAAAAGCUCCGAAAAGUUCUAUUUUUCCAUGAAGGGAACUUAUGACAUACUGCCGAGGCAGAAACGAACAUGACAUUCUUCUCUAAAGAGGAGAUUGGUUGUCAAAAGUUCUCUACGGCAGCAGAACAAUGCAUUUUAGUAUAUACUAAAACAGUGGAUAGUGUUUUUCGCGCCCUCUGAUUGGCUACUCAAUCAGUGAAUAUCCUGCACUAUUCACCGAUUCACCUCCGGUUCCUCCGAGCGAGCGACGCUAAACUCGCGUAUUUGCUGCCGAUAACAAACAAAGAAAUUUCAUAACUAAUCAAGCAAGCUGUUCCCGAAAUACCCGAAGAAGGUGACGAAGUUCGGAUUGGAAGUUUUAACAGGUAAAGCUUGUCUUUUUGACACGAAUUUAUCGAUAAAACCGGUGAAAAAGUUUUUUGUUUACAAAUGCAAAUUAAGUUUAAGUCUUGCUUACUUUAUUUAUUUGAGUUGUUCAUAAAUAAGCUUAAAACUAAAUUUAAUAAUCUUUUUUUAUAGAAUGAUUUUAAAUACAAAAAGAAUUCACAACUCCUUUUGAAGAAAUUUCCCCGCAAGAGGUAAACAAAUGCCUUCAAAUGUUUUAAUUGUCAGCAAGAUAAAGCGACGGCCGCGGCCGCCCGGUCAUUACGCGCCAAAAUUGUAAUCGUUGGCAACAGUAUUUGAGUUAAAAAUCGUCAUUUUUGUGCUCAAUUAUGUCACUGUUUUAGUAUAUACUAAAACAAUUAUUCACCUCAGUGUCGGUGGCUAGUCGUGGAUAUUUACCUCACUGCUUCGCAGUUCGGUAAAUAUCCAGGACUAGCCACCUCCACUUCGGUGAAUAAUUGUUAUUUAUUUUGGAUAAGUUAGAGCAGGCCCAUCAUUUGGCGUUGACCCUCCACCGUUUCUUUGAAAUCCUAACACGGUAGAAAAUCUCUUCUUCUUUGCAUAUUUCUGCCUGUUUUUCAGCUAUCACUGGUACGGGAGUUGUAAUGGCCAUAAGUCCUGCCCAUGCUCGCGGGAAGCUGGGAGCAACGUUCCCAGGAAGAGACGUAAGUGGUGUCCAGGCCUUUGGAGUUGAGUUGAUUGCGUCGUUUCUACUUGUGCUUACGAUGCUGUCAUCUAUUGACGCUAAAAAAGAGGCGGCCCGGAGGGAUUAUGGGACAGCUGCUGCACUGGGUGUGGUCGUCACUCUGUGUUAUCUCAUCGCGGUAAGUUAAAAAUAAGACUAUUUUGGCUGUUAAAUUAAGUUAUCCAAUAGUUCUUGCGAAUGUGGCUCUCUCGGUGACCCAACGCGUCUUCUGGGCCAAGCGGAAAGAACCAAGAAAGACUUAGCUAGAAGGCUAUUUAUGUGAGCAAAUAGGUUGGUGGGAGCUCCGGAGGAUCGAAUAGAGGGUGGGAGCGGUUCGGGGAUGGGCUAUGAGAGACGGAAGAGGAAAGGGGGGAAGUGGAAGGGAGAAUCAGGGGUAAAUUUCGCAACAAUGCUUAAUAUAUCGCAAUCGAACGAGGGCUUAAAGACCCACUGCAUGUGCCCCAACCCCACUGUUUAUCUGCGGCCUUAUACAUGUACUGAUCUCAGAAUGUUAAUGCUGAUUGAUCGGUUUUCAAAAACUUUCACUCUACGUUCAGUUACCGAAUCUGAAAACGGUUCUAUCAACUUAAAUGAGGAAGCCUGCUAAAACGGCAAAGCGGGAAUCAGACCUGUAGAUAUAAGAGGAGUAAGGAUGCACAAACAUCAAUUUGUUGAUUCAGUCUUUAUUGCCUUGCAGCUACCGAUAACUGGUUGCGGAGUGAACCCAGCGAGAUCUUUUGCUCCAGCCGUCAUAACAAACACUUGGAAUGAACACUGGGUACAAUUUAGCGAAGGCUCGUAG
Porites evermanni is the source of this 2374-nucleotide messenger RNA. Lineage: Eukaryota; Metazoa; Cnidaria; Anthozoa; Scleractinia; Poritidae. The record is from the annotation of a GenBank genome assembly.